Mixia osmundae IAM 14324 is the source of this 3006-nucleotide messenger RNA. RefSeq lists its product as uncharacterized. The transcript is spliced from 3 exons. The coding region runs from base 1 to 3006 and encodes 1001 amino acids. Gene Ontology annotation, biological process: DNA replication initiation; mitotic G2 DNA damage checkpoint signaling; mitotic DNA replication checkpoint signaling. Lineage: Eukaryota; Fungi; Basidiomycota; Mixiomycetes; Mixiales; Mixiaceae. The record is from RefSeq and is a predicted model, not a curated record.
AUGGCGCCUCAUGGCAGUCGCAAGGGCCACAUGUCCGUCAAGGACAAGCGAAUCAAGCUCCGACCGGCGCCUGAGAGCCAAGCCUGCACACUGACAGAGGAAGAGCGAUCGGCGCAAGUCCAAGCUGCCAUUCGAGCCAGAGAGGCUAGUCGUGUCGACUGUCUGUACGGACAAGAAGCCGCGACGUCAUUCAGGAAGGGGAAAGCGAGAGCGCUAGGUGAGGAGAGCGAGCCAGAAGAAGAGGACCGUCUGCCACUCCAUGGCGUCAAGAUCUCUGCGACGGGCAUACAAGACGAUGCGCGGACCAAGCUGGGAGAACAAGUCACUGCGCUGGGCGGCAGCAUGUCGUCUUCGCUCAUGACGACAACGUCGAUCCUCCUCGUGCCUUCCCUGGGCUUACAGGACGAGUCAGAGGAGAAUGUCCUGGCCAGACAGCACCUGCAAGUCACCUUGCGCGACAGUGACAAGUUCAGAACAGCAGUCAGGCGCGGCAUACUUGUGCUCUCCAUCGACUGGAUUGAUGACUUGCACCAGUGCUGGCUACAAGCUGAAGCCAUCGAUCUGCUGGAAUCGAUCAAGCUGCACCGAGUAAGACCAUUGGAGACCCUCAAAAUCAGCAUCACCGGGUUUCCAAAGGAGCCCGAGUCGACCCGCAAUGACUAUCUGCGGCUACUAGAGGAACAAGGCGCAGACACAUCCUCUCGACUGAAAUUAGGCGUCUCUCACCUCGUCGUCUACGCGACUCCAGAGAUCGUCAAGGCUCAUCAAGAGACCGGCGAGCUAGAGCCAUCGAGCAAGUUGAAGGUCGACUGGCUUCCCAAGCUCAAUGGACGCAUCGCUGCCAAUCUCGCAAAGACCCCAGAUGAGCGAGGCAUGGUCUUGGUCGACGAUGUUCUCACUGCCCAAAGACUCCUGCGAACCUGUCGUGCGGUCUGGUCGACAUGGGUCGAAGAUUCAUUGGCAGCCGGCUAUGCUCUGCCAGAGGACGCAUACGAUCUCUCGAAGAAAAAUACCAAACUGGCAGAGCGUCAGGUACCCUUGCCGAUCGACCUACCAGCCUAUCUUGCUACUCACUUCAGGCCCCGUACCUCCCGCGCAUCGGCGCCGCAGCUAAAGCGCAAGCAGCCUGACGAUGACCCUUCCGUCGUACUGGCAGACGCCACAAUCGUAGAUGAAGGCGCAAGCACGAGGGAGAAAGCGAUCAUACGCAGAUCGGCGAGUGCUACCCGCGUUCGCCUCGCACCUGAGGACCUCUCACAGCUCCUAGGCUCGAGCACAUCCAGCAAGCCAGCUGUUUUGGCUGAUUCGACUCAGCUGCAUCAAACUGCUAAAUCAGUGGCUAUGAAGGUCGAUAGCAAGCCUCAUGCGACACCAAGCACUCAUCUGGGCGGCGUCAGAAACGGCCAGACUAUCGCGGCAACGCCGAGGAAUCCGAACUUACCCAGUCUCAUGAGUACACUUGCCAAACCAGAAGCUGCACCCCGACCAGCGCGCCAGAUCUUCGCCGGCUACCGCUUUCAGCAUUGCGGGCUCGCAGGGAUAUCCUGCACGCGCUUCGUCGAAUGCGUCAUCGAGCAUGGAGGAACUUUCGUUGAGGAGGAUGACAUGGCCACUCCAGAUUGGAUCGUCGUGCCGUUUGCGAACCCGCCUGAGAGCAUCGAUCUCUCUGAUACCCGCGUAGUCAGCCAAUAUUGGGUCGAACGGUGCCUCUACAUUGGCUCGAUAUCUAACCCUGAUGCGCAUCACAUGAGCCGCGCCGUCAGGUUCGCUUUGCCGAUAGCUGGCGCAGAUCUAAUCCAUUGCACCGGCUCAGGUCUUGACGAGCUCGACAGAGCGCUACUCAAACGACUUGGGCGACUUUUCGGUCUACAUGUCACUGCUUCUAUCGAGCCGCAGACAAAUCUCGUCAUUGUGCCGCCGAUGGUCAGUGUCCUUGAAGAGGGUCGCAAGGUUGGCUACGCUCGCGAACACGGCAUCGAGAUCGCGGGCUUUGAUCGUCUGAUCCGUCUUGCUCGCGCUUCACCGUCGGGGCUUACAGAGCCACCGGCUACUACAGAAAGCGUGCAGGUCGAUGCUCUACCGCCAUUGCAUGGCUGCGUCAUCACGACUAGUCAGCGUUUUGAGCAUCAAGCGGAGAGCAUGAGAAGCAUUGCGCAGAAGCUCGGCGGCCUCUUUGUUCGGACCAUGACGGACAGUGUGACUCAUCUAAUCCAUUGCAGCACUCAGACAGGCAUGGUCCUGCCAGAAUGGCAGCCUUUGCUCGAUCGUGGCGGAUUCAUCGUCCACCCAAAAUGGCUGGAAGACUCGCUCGCAGAAAGCACACGCAAAGUGGAGCGUGACUAUCCUCAAUCCUACAGUGUCUCGCGACUGAUCGCAAGAGCUGGCUCAGCGCCUGUCCUGCCUUGCUCUGCAGCUCUCGCGAAAAGACUGACGAACUCGGCGCAGCCGGCCUCAGCGAGCGCGCCUUCAUUCGCUGUCCCUGUACCACUGAAGGCGCAAGACGAUCAAUCGCAAUCGCCAGAUGAUCGUCAGCGCAGUCCACUCUCGCAGAUUGAUCAGACAUCGAAUGCUGAUACCGGUGCGCGUCGUCUCAGCCAGUCACAUACUGAAUGCCAGCUCCGCACACCUUCAAGAGCGAAUCAAGAGAACGAGGGCGUUCAGCUUACGGCUGAUACAUCAGCGCCUGUGACUGAAACCGUCAUGGCGAACCAGAUCUUCUCAAAAAUUUACGAAAAUGGGCUACCGACGUCAGCCUCUCGCAAAGUAGAUCGCCGCAAAGUCAGGCCGACUUCGAGACCCGCUGAUCCAUCCGCACCCACUACGGGUCAACGACGCAGACCUUUCGAGAUCAGUCAAGUACAACCCUACAAUGAUGCCGUCAACCACGAGACGCAAGAGCAAAGCGUCGUCUUCGGCUGGGGAGCCUCAUCUGGCUCUCGCGCGCGGCUACAAGGCGUACAAGAGGGAGUCAGUGAACAUUCUCAAAGACAGACGAGGCAGCGAUAG